AUGGAUGGAACCAACUCAAACCAGCAGGAGCCCUGCGAAAAACACAAGCGUAAGAAAAGAAGGAUAGAGUGUGAUAAAGGAGUGGUUGAUCGGAUAAGUGAGUUACCUGAUGAGAUCAUUUACAUCAUACUCUCUUUCCUACCCUUGAGACAAGCUGCUUCCACUAGCCUUCUUUCUCACCGAUGGCCGGAUUUGUGGAAGCACACUUCUAAUCUCGACUUCAUCGACUCUAACCGUCGCCACAACAUCAAAACCACUGAAAUCGAGAACGAUUCAUGGGACGUUUCGACGUGCAAGAAUGUCAAAAUGGUGAAUUCGGUCCUCGAAUCGCAUCAAGCCCUUUUCCUGAAAGAGUUCAGAAUCCAAUUUUACAUAAACAGCUCAGCACAGAGCACAAUCACCAAGUGGCUCGAAUUCGUGUGGUCGAGACAAGUCGAGAGAUUGAAUUUGAAGUUCAUAUGCGAUAAUAGCCCAAAGCAUAUGUUAGUGUUAGGAGAUUUGUUGGGAGAGAUUAGAUGUAUGCAACAUCUCAAGACUUUGUCUCUGAGAUGUCUGAUAAUAAGCGGUGAAGACAUCUCCUUGUUCUUAAAAAACUGUCCUUUGUUGAGGGAAUUGAACAUCGAAGGCUCGCAUUUGACGUCUGAAGUUAAAUUCUGCGACUCGACCCUCGUGUUGGAGGAGCUUCGGAUACGAAAAUGCAACAUCAGGGAAUCUUUUAUUAACAUAUCCGCUCCAAAUCUUGCUCUAGUUAGCGUUGAUGCAAGGCCGGGGCAGCUAUGGUUCGAGAAUGUUCCAAGACUUGUCGACGUAAAUUUUGCAAUUUACAGUGCAAGAUAUACUAUGCAACAUUUUACUUCUGCAGUAAGUUGCAUUACUUCCCAACUCGAGAAACUUACCUUUUCUCUCUACUUAUACCCUAAGAAGCUUUCGUGGAAUGGGUUUCCGAUAAUGCCUAAUCUCAAGGAGUUGGUCGUUAAAGAGAGCUCGUUGUAUGAGCACGGAUGUCUCUUGCCACUAAAAUCUGUGAUAUCGGCAUGCCCUUGUCUUCAGAAUUUCAAGUUUGAGUUUAAUGAGAGUAGUGUUAAAAAUGCACCAAAUGUUGAAAGAUGUCCACACCAAUACAUCAAAACGAUGAAGUUUCAAGGGUCUUGUGCGACCGAUAUCAUCCAAUCAAUGACCUAUAUUACAGUUUGUUGCAAUGCAUAUCAAGAAAUAAAACGUUGUACUCGGGCUAUGAGUAAGGAUGGUGUACAUUCUCAUAGGGAGCAAAUGGUUCAUCUCCAACAACAUUUAUCUCAUCAAGUUGAAAUCAAGUUUUUUAAGUCCAUUGAUGAAUAG
Salvia splendens (bonfire salvia) is the source of this 1338-nucleotide messenger RNA. RefSeq names its product F-box/LRR-repeat protein At1g55660. Lineage: Eukaryota; Viridiplantae; Streptophyta; Magnoliopsida; Lamiales; Lamiaceae. Gene Ontology annotation, molecular function: protein binding. The transcript has 4 exons. Bases 1 to 1338 code for a protein of 445 amino acids. The record is from RefSeq and is a predicted model, not a curated record.